Haliotis rubra (blacklip abalone) is the source of this 1464-nucleotide messenger RNA. RefSeq lists its product as uncharacterized. The transcript is spliced from 3 exons. NCBI's taxonomy places the organism in Eukaryota, Metazoa, Mollusca, Gastropoda, Lepetellida, Haliotidae. The record is from RefSeq and is a predicted model, not a curated record. The coding region runs from base 1 to 1464 and encodes 487 amino acids.
AUGAACGAAAAACGUCAACAAUCAGCUGACGUCAUAGACAAUGCAUCUGCAGCCUGGCUGCCAAAGGAGAAGGAGCUCAGAGGGAAGCAGCCAAGCAAGACAGAAGAGAAGAAGACAAGGAAGGCUAAGUUCACUCGAGAGAGUAGGGGAGUGGCCGUGACCACCCCCCAAGGAGAGAGAAAGGGAGGUAAGGGGGGAGUGGCCGUGACCACCCCCAAGGGAGAGAGUAGGGGAGUGGCCGUGACCACCCCCCAAGGAGAGAGAAAGGGAGUGAAGGGGGGAGUGGCCGUGACCACUCCACCGAGAGAGAGUAGGGGAGUGGCCGUGACCACCCCCCAAAAAGAGAGAAAGGGAGUUAAGGGGGGAGUGGCCGUGACCACCCCCCAGGGAGAGAGAAGGGGAGUGGCCGUGACCACCCCCCAAGGAGAGAGAAAGGGAGAGAAGGGGGGAGUGGCCGUGACCACCCCACCGAGAGAGAGAAGGGGAAAGGCCGUGUCCGAUCCCCAAGUAGGAAGCAGGGGUGUAGCCGUGUCCACACCCCAGUCAGAUAGAGAAAAGGUAGCCGUGUCUACCUCCACACCAACCGCCGGUAGGGUUGGAAUAGAUAUGGGACUGCCCACCCCAAUAUCAAUAAACAUUGAAAUGGACUCUGAGUCCGAAGAGGGAAUGCCUAGCCCUCAAAAUAUCACAAGGGGAAUGCCCAGCCCCAGCAGAGACAGCCCAAUAUUGAAAAAGCCUCAGAACAGUCCCGGUCAGACUAGCUAUUUUUUUAGAACACUGCCGCCAAACCCCAAAAAGCGAAAAGUUGAGGAAACAGCAGAUAGUCCCAACAACUCAUAUGCAGAAGCUGCAAAUAGUCUGCCACAGGGGAAUUAUAGCUUACUAGAAAUGAGCCAGUCAGACCGGGAAAUAGUCCAAGGGCUGUGGAACAGGACCACUAAGACUUCCACUGACCGAACUAGACAAGCCAAAGCUUCGGCUAAGGCUGCCCCCAACAAAGCAGCAGGGGUGGGAGAGGCUAGUCUACUGAGCAGGCAGCACAAAAAACAGAGUCUAAACACGGAGACUCUUGGCCUCAAACAGAUGACGCAAACUGAACAGGGCAAUGAACAGGCGGCGACCAAGGGCAAGGUCAAUGCUACACGGGCAAACGAAGACGCUGAGGCAACCAGCGCAGGCAACCCCAUGGGCAAGGGUGCCAAUACCAAGCGACGCAAAGGGAAGAGAGGCAAAAGGGGCAAAAAAGGUCCAAAUAAGGUGGCAAACAACACGGGCAAUGUUGAAUCCACCAGCACAACGGGUACAGACAAUAGGCAUGCUGUAGUAAGCCAUGAUAGCAAAACAAAUGCCCACAACCAGGCUACACCAGACAAGCUGGUUGAAUUUAUGUGUGCCGCCUUAAUCAAACUAGGCACACAUAAGGAUAGUGAUGAAGGGCAAAACUCACCAUACUCUGGGAGUUAG